CGUCCGCCAGUCGGUUACGCUGUUUAAAUACCGACCAGCCCCGCCCGCUCGCCAGUGCUGCAGCAGUGCCCAGUCUACCCAGCCACUCCCGCUUCCGUGCAGAAGAAAUAUCUUCUGUGUUUUUUCCACUUCAAGUUCAAGCGCACUUGUGAGAAUAUGGCCACCAAGGAGAAGCUGAUCCACCAUGUGAUGGAUGGCGAGCCAGUGGGCUCCAGGACUAAGGUGACGGUGGUGGGCGUUGGUAUGGUGGGCAUGGCAUCUGCGGUCAGCAUCCUUCUGAAGGGUCUUUGCGAUGAACUGGCUCUGGUGGAUGUGAUGGAGGACAAGCUGAAGGGUGAGGUCAUGGACCUGCAGCAUGGAAGCCUCUUCCUGAAUACACACAAGAUUGUGGGAGGCAAAGACUACAGUGUGACUGCUGGAUCCAGGGUGGUGGUGGUCACUGCUGGAGCCCGUCAGCAGGAGGGCGAGAGCAGACUGAACCUGGUGCAGAGGAAUGUCGGCAUCUUCAAAUUCAUCAUCCCCCAAAUUGUCAAGCACAGCCCCAACUGCAUCAUGCUGGUGGUCUCCAACCCUGUGGACAUCCUGACCUAUGUGGCCUGGAAACUGAGUGGUCUACCCAGGCACCGCGUGAUCGGCAGUGGCACCAACCUGGACUCCGGCCGCUUCCGCCACCUGAUGGGGGAGAAGCUGAAGCUCCAUCCGUCCAGCUGUCAUGGCUGGAUCGUUGGAGAGCACGGUGACUCCAGCGUGCCUGUGUGGAGUGGAGUGAACGUAGCUGGCGUGUCCCUCAUGGCACUGAACCCCGACAUGGGCACAGACAAGGACAAAGAUAACUGGAAGCAUGUCCACAAGGAGGUGGUUGAAAGUGCCUAUGAAGUCAUCAAACUGAAGGGCUACACCUCCUGGGCCAUUGGCAUGUCUGUGGCUGACCUGGUGGAAUCAAUGGUCAGGAACCUGCACAAGGUGCACCCAGUCUCCACCUUGGUUAAGGGCAUGCACGGUGUGACCGAAGAAGUCUUCCUGAGUGUCCCUUGCGUGCUGGGUAACAGCGGCCUUACGGACGUUGUCAAAAUGACCCUGAAGCCCGAUGAAGAGGCGCAGCUGAAGAAGAGCGCCGAGACCCUGUGGGGCGUGCAGAAGGAGCUCACCCUCUGAAAAGCUGCCCUCUGAAGAGCAUGCCUCUGAGCUGAAAUCAUCCCUACUGCCCCUACCCACUCCUUCCAAACCAGGUUCCAUAUCAGCAGUGACUCCCCAUUCAGCUCCCUGCCUACAGCCUCUCCUGCACCCCUCUAUCCCCCAGUGUUACCUCCAUCCAUACCCACCAACCCUUCAGAUUGUACCCCAGCUGCCCCCCUUUUUAAAAUUCCGACAUCUCAAAGCAACACCUCAGACCUGUAGACCUUAACCUCCUCAUGUUAGCGGCAUAGGCAGCUGCAGAGGAGGUCCUUUCUUCAGAAACGAUCACAGGGCCUUUGUACUGUACGGUCAGUGUGUGUGUGUGUCACCUGUCUGUCAGUGCUUCUCGUCUUCCUCACACUCCAGCCGGUGUUGUUUAGAAAGGAUUACAAGGGAAGCCUAGGGGGAGUUUGUGAACUGGAGAGAAUAGCUAGUAUUGCUUCUCUUCAUUGGUUUCCGUGUUGUUGUUUGUUGUUGAGCUCAGCAAUCAUUCCGUACCAUUUUGUCCCCACGGCUGAAACAUUAGACCAGUUACCGCUAACCAAACACUCCUCUAAGCAAACCACAAGUGCACUGAUACAACACGUCAUACGAAAGUCUGACUCAUCAAAAGGGCCAUCAUAUUCACAGCAAAGCUGUUGAAAAGUUGUGGGCAUUUGCUGUUAUUUAAAGAGGAAAACAUUCAAAUUCAGGAGACAACCAGGUAAAGCUAUGGCAUCUCAACAGGGGGGACUUUGUUAGAGCUCACUUAAGAAUACACUGUGUUAAGUAUUAAAAAAAAAAAAAAAAAAAGACAUAUACAUGAUGUCACUAGCAAUUUGUAUGUCUGCGUACCUUACGUGUUUGGCUGGAAGUUGUCUGUUGUUCACUUGUGUAAACAAGAGGUUCAGACCAGGCCACAGGAUAGAGUACUGUCGCUCCAACUAGCAGCACACUUGAGGACAUGUUGGGUAUUUGAUGGCUGUUUGUCUGGUGAACCUGUACAUCUGUAUCCUUAUCCUGCAUAUGUGGCUGGUUUGGGCUGUUUCAGCUCAAUCCCACACCAAAUAAACUUCCACUAUAAUAACUAUGAAA
Molecule: messenger RNA, 2250 nt
Organism: Clupea harengus (Atlantic herring)
Lineage: Eukaryota; Metazoa; Chordata; Actinopteri; Clupeiformes; Clupeidae
Gene: ldha
Product: lactate dehydrogenase A4
Biological process (GO): pyruvate metabolic process; lactate metabolic process
Cellular component (GO): cytoplasm
Molecular function (GO): L-lactate dehydrogenase (NAD+) activity
Source: RefSeq, a predicted model, not a curated record